This is a messenger RNA of Cavenderia fasciculata, 1257 nucleotides long. RefSeq lists its product as uncharacterized. The transcript has a single exon. Bases 1 to 1257 code for a protein of 418 amino acids. The record is from RefSeq and is a predicted model, not a curated record. Lineage: Eukaryota; Evosea; Eumycetozoa; Acytosteliales; Cavenderiaceae.
AUGAAAUUAAAGUUCUUAGGAAGAAAAAAGAAUAUUGAUGAUGAUGAAAAAGUAAAGACAAAGAUUGAUGAAAUACUAUUUAGAAGAGUAUGGAAUAACAUAGUGUUAAAAAGAAUGAUAUGUUCAAAGAUUAAAGAUUAUCUAUCAAAAGAGGAUCGUGCUCUUCUUACCAAACCUGGAGCUGCAAGUGACAUAGAAAGGUACCAGGCUGAUCCAUUUCAAUUCAUUCAGAGCUCUCUCUUCAAGGACAGGCGUGAAUAUGCUCUCUUUGGUUGUGAGUUUCUCACAGUCGAUCUCUUUAAAUCGUAUUUUAAUACCCAUUGUAAGGAAAUACGUAUUUCAACAGCUUUAGAAGUUUUGUCACUCAACAGACGAAACUAUAGAGACAUAUGGCUGUUUCGUAGUGUAUUUGAUUACUUGAAAGAAAGAGGUAUGGAGCCUGAAUCAAUGGCAACUAUCCAUAUGUGGCGAAAUGUAAUCGAAUCAAAUAAUGUAGAUUUGUACAACUAUGUAAAAUCGGUGUUUCCAAUGCCCGAGUUCUUAAGAAUAAAAUGCUCUGUGGUUCCAUUAGCAGCCAAAUCUCCAACGAGGGUAAAUACUUGGAGUUACACUAUCCACCCUCAUCCUGGAACUGAAUUGUUGGCUCAAUUACUCGACGAUCUCAUCGACUUGAACCCAACAGAGAAUUGGUUAGAGUGUGUAGAUUUCUCAUAUUUGGCAGAGAAUGGAUCGGUAAAUAUUCUAGAGACGAUCGUGGCUCAUGCAGGUCCAUUCAUUCCAUGUAAUUCAAAAGUACCCCCACAUUUCGAUGAAUAUACUAUGAUCGUAGCCAUCCAACACAGAAAAAUCGACUCGAUUAGGCGUCUCUACCUUGUCAACAAGGUUCCAUUCAGUUUUGCAACUCUAAUGGCAGUGGCUCGUACAUGUGACCUCUCAUUCAUCAUUGCACUGCACAAUAUCGAGCCUGAAGCUGGUCGUCUAUACACUAUCUUUCUUCAUGUCAUUAACUUUAGAUUCAACUUAUACUUUCCACCAAAUGAUCUCCGAUGCAAUAACUUUAGAACAGAAUUCAUCAAUCAUGUUAAACCUCUUAAUUUCAUUGAUAAGAUACUGGAGCAACAAAUCAACACCAAUCUUGCUAUUGGCAAGCAUCCAAGAAACAAAAACCAACCAGCAAAUACUCAACAACAUUUUGCAAUAUUUCAACGAUAUGGUGACAACACCAACAUACCAUCAUUAUCAUUUGAUGAUAUAUAA